Ailuropoda melanoleuca (giant panda) is the source of this 3191-nucleotide messenger RNA. It is a transcript of the gene CAMK2B, whose product is annotated as calcium/calmodulin dependent protein kinase II beta. Gene Ontology annotation, biological process: protein phosphorylation. The transcript is spliced from 19 exons. Gene Ontology annotation, molecular function: calmodulin binding; calcium/calmodulin-dependent protein kinase activity; ATP binding. Bases 162 to 1553 code for a protein of 463 amino acids. The record is from RefSeq and is a predicted model, not a curated record. NCBI's taxonomy places the organism in Eukaryota, Metazoa, Chordata, Mammalia, Carnivora, Ursidae.
UGCACGACAGCAUCUCCGAGGAAGGGUUCCACUACCUGGUCUUUGAUCUGGUCACGGGUGGGGAGCUGUUUGAGGACAUCGUGGCCAGAGAGUACUACAGCGAGGCGGAUGCCAGUCACUGCAUCCAGCAGAUCCUGGAGGCGGUUCUCCACUGCCACCAAAUGGGGGUCGUCCACAGGGACCUCAAGCCCGAGAACCUGCUCUUGGCCAGCAAGUGCAAAGGGGCGGCCGUGAAGCUGGCGGACUUCGGCCUGGCCAUCGAGGUGCAGGGGGACCAGCAGGCAUGGUUUGGGUUCGCCGGCACGCCAGGCUACCUGUCCCCGGAGGUCCUGCGCAAGGAGGCCUAUGGCAAGCCAGUGGACAUCUGGGCGUGCGGGGUGAUCCUGUACAUCCUGCUUGUGGGCUACCCACCCUUCUGGGACGAGGACCAGCACAAGCUGUACCAGCAGAUCAAGGCAGGAGCCUACGACUUUCCAUCCCCCGAGUGGGACACGGUCACUCCUGAAGCCAAAAACCUCAUCAACCAGAUGCUGACCAUCAACCCCGCCAAGCGCAUCACGGCACACGAAGCGCUGAAACACCCGUGGGUCUGCCAACGCUCCACCGUGGCCUCCAUGAUGCAUAGGCAGGAGACUGUGGAGUGCUUGAAAAAGUUCAAUGCCCGGAGGAAGCUCAAGGGCGCGAUCCUCACCACCAUGCUGGCCACGAGAAAUUUCUCAGUGGGCAGACAGACCACCGCUCCGGCCACAAUGUCCACCGCGGCCUCCGGCACCACCAUGGGGCUGGUGGAACAAGCCAAGAGUUUACUCAACAAGAAGGCGGAUGCGGUGAAGCCCCAGACAAAUAGCACCAAAAACAGCGCCGCUGCCACCAGCCCAAAGGGGACACUUCCUCCGGCUGCCCUGGAGUCAUCGGACAGCACUCACACCACCAUAGAGGAUGAGGACACAAAAGCCCCCAGGGUCCCUGACAUCCUGAGCUCCGUGGGGAGGGGCUCGGGGGCCCUGGAAGCUGAGGGCCCCCUGCCCGCUCUGUCCCCCAGGCUCUCUGACAUCCUGAACACGGUGAGGAGGGGCUCAGGGGCCCCGGAAGCCCAGGGCCCCCCACCCUGCCUAUCUCCAGCUCUCCCAGGCCCCCCGCCCACCCUGUCGCGGAAGCAAGAGGUCAUCAAGAUCACGGAGCAGCUCAUCGAGGCCGUCAACAACGGGGACUUCGAGGCCUAUGCGAAAAUCUGUGACCCAGGCCUGACCUCGUUCGAGCCUGAAGCUCUGGGCAAUUUGGUCGAAGGGAUGGACUUCCACAGAUUCUACUUCGAGAACCUGCUCGCCAAGAACAGCAAGCCCAUCCACACGACCAUCCUGAACCCGCAUGUGCACGUCAUCGGGGAGGACGCCGCGUGCAUCGCCUACAUCCGCCUGACGCAGUACAUCGAUGGGCAGGGCCGGCCCCGCACCAGCCAGUCCGAGGAGACGCGCGUGUGGCACCGCCGCGACGGCAAGUGGCAGAACGUGCAUUUCCACUGCUCGGGCGCGCCCGUGGCCCCGCUGCAGUGAAGAGCUGCGGCUGGCUUCGCGGGACAGACUCGGUGUUUGGAGCCCGGCCGCCCUCCCGCGGCCUGCCUGUCGCAUGUUUGUGUCUGCCUCGUUCCUCCCCUGGUGCCUGUGUCUGCAGAAAACCAAGACCGGAUGUGAUUUCUUUUUAACAACAAGAUGACAACCACCACAAAAAAAAAAUUGAUGUUGGAUGAAACAGGAGAAAAAAACAAAGGAAAAAGCUGUAAAAAUCACUGGCAUUUGUGGGGCUUCGAACCGACGGGCACUCCCCACCCACGCCCCAUGUGUCUGUCCGCUCCUGGCCCCUUGGGGACCAGUGGGGCAGUGACCUUGUCCACAGGGGCCGGGCCGAGGAACGGUGUUUGUUAGGUGGCGCUCCCCCCCCAGGCGUCUGCAUCCCCCCGCCGUGCAUGGCUGCCGUCAGGAGUGUCGGCCACCUGGGGCCAGGGGGACCUGAGCACGGCUGUUCCCCUCCCUUCCUCUCAUGCCCCCAGCAUGGAUGAGCAGUGCAGAGGCUGGGCCGGCCCCCGGGGGCCCGAUGAGCCAUCUGAGAAGCCCCUGUGGGCCCAGGGCUCCCGCUCUGGUUCCUCCAGGGCCAGGGAGGUGCAGACCUCACGCCUGGCAGGAGACUGGCUGAGAGGACACUGUUGGCGACAGCCCCGUCGGGAGGGGAACCCUUGGACCGGCCUCCCUCCUGUUCGGGGUGCCUCCCCUUCUGCCCACCUCCCCCCUCACCGGGCCGGUGUGGCCACAGAGGGGCUCUGGGCUUGAUCAAGACGCAGUAAGGGGAGAGGGGUCAGAAGGCGGGUGAGUGGUGCCCCGGGCUCCCAGGCUGGGGUGGGUAUGGCAGGUGUUUGCGGAUAGUGCUUUUGAAGUCUAGGCCCGGAGCAGAGGGAGGAAGGGCUACCCUGGGCCUGAGGGGCAGGGCACCGUGGGCCCCCUGCCAGGCCUCUCCAGGCUGCAGUCUGUGACAGGGACCCCAGGAUAAGGAGAAGACGGGCUGGGUCCAUCGUGAGGUCCCCUGCGUGCUGGUGGGCACCGUGGUGAGGCUCGGGGAUGGGCCCCGUGGUCAGAUGGCAGCAGAGACCACCAGGGCAGCUGGCCAGGUGGGUUGGUCAGGGGCUGUGAUCGCAGAGGUGCGGGACCCUGCCGCCCCAACACCUGCCCCUUAAUUCACAUUUUCAACAAGGAUUUUCUUUAUCUUCCCCCACAAAUCAAGCCAAGGGAGGGGCACAGAGUGGGGAACGGGACACAGGAUGCUGGUCUCCAUGGGGACUUGUCCAUCAGCAGACACUCAGAAUGGACACUCACCUGCCCGUCCACGGCUGUGCUCAGGACAGCUGUCCCCACCCAUGGACACAGGGUAAACAUCCGCCAGGCUCCCUGGGCCACAGGCAGCGGCAGGGCUCACCGUGGACAGCGUGUGUGGCCCGGCCACCCUCACCUCCGGGGGCCUCCUCCCCUCCUCCCCUCACCUCUUAUCUCCACGGAGCUGCCUGUCUGGGAUAAUUUGGGGAUUUUUUCUGGGGGAUAGUUCUUUUGCAUGACCCCUCUCGAGCAGGCCACACCUGCUUCUCUAGCUAGACGUCGGAGGUGUGGCCACUCUGCAGAGGGCCGGCUGCCCGCAGUGCUGGCCGG